This is a messenger RNA of Gastrolobium bilobum, 540 nucleotides long. RefSeq names its product josephin-like protein. Bases 1 to 540 code for a protein of 179 amino acids. The transcript is spliced from 2 exons. NCBI's taxonomy places the organism in Eukaryota, Viridiplantae, Streptophyta, Magnoliopsida, Fabales, Fabaceae. Gene Ontology annotation, biological process: protein deubiquitination. Gene Ontology annotation, molecular function: cysteine-type deubiquitinase activity. The record is from RefSeq and is a predicted model, not a curated record.
AUGACGAGUCAAAGGUCCAAAAUCUACCACGAAAGGCAAAGAUUACAGUUCUGUCUGAAGCACUCUCUCAACUCCCUCUUUCAGGAAAAGAUGUUUACUCGAGGAAGCUUGAAUGCAAUUGCUGGAAAGCUAGCACGUGAUGGCUCCAACAGCAGAACUUGGAAACCAUCCUUUUUUAUUUUUAAGCCACAUCAUAAUGUCUUUACUGGAAACUAUGAUGCGAAUGUUCUAAUGGCGGCUUUGGAAGAGAAAAGAAAGAAUGUAAUAUGGCAUGAUCGUCGUAAAGAAUCACGCUCCAUUGAUCUUGAUGCACCUGAAGAUGUUUUAAUGGGGAUGGUGAUUAAUGUGUCAGUGAAAAAGGUUGCUGGGAUUUGGAGUGUUAGACACUGGAUUGCAUUGAGAAAGAUUGAUGGGGUUUGGUAUAACUUGGACAGUAACCUUCGUGCUCCUGAACCUUUCCAAGGUACAGACCAAGUAAGAAUAUUCUUGGAUCAUACCAUUCGUCAUGAUGGGGAAAUUUUCCUUGUCAGGAAUGAGUAA